Messenger RNA from Tuber melanosporum (Perigord truffle), 1037 nucleotides. RefSeq lists its product as uncharacterized. The transcript has 2 exons. NCBI's taxonomy places the organism in Eukaryota, Fungi, Ascomycota, Pezizomycetes, Pezizales, Tuberaceae. The record is from RefSeq and is a predicted model, not a curated record. Bases 1 to 351 code for a protein of 116 amino acids.
AUGGGUUCCUUGUGUGUUAACUGUUUAAAGUCCCUUAUCGGCUACAGUAACUGGGUCUCGCGUUACUACAGUAAGACUAGACUUCGGGAGUUAGCGAGCACAACAUCAACAACAACCCCUAUUAACCCUAACAGCGCCCGAGCCGGAAGAUACCAUCUCGGGUCGGGGCGAAGAGGUUAUUGCCGGAGUUUGAUCUACCGGUACGAUAGAUGGUCGAGUGGUGUUUCUGUCUACCCGCGGUGCUUACGCAGACGGAGGGUUCACUACGUAGAAGCUGGAACUAUCAUAUCAUCCGGUGAAUUACUAUCCCUCCCCGACCCUUGUGUGCCUCAUACUUGUACUUGUUGCUAAGAAUUAUCAUUGAUGUACUCGUAGUACACGCCCUAGACGGACCACCUCGACCCUAAAUUUGGUAGAAGGCGCGAUCACACAGUGACCGCGUUGGGUACACCUCUACGCCACCGACAAGUUCAAGUCACACAUUGCGGCGGCGGCGGGGAUAAAGGGGCAGGGGACGCGCUGGAGCACACCGCUGCGGAUUUCGGUCGGAUAAUAAAUUGCGGGUUAGUGUCGCGGGGGUUGUUUGAUACCGCUCGGGCGGUCGCAGGAGAAAUUGUUAAGAACGGGGAUGGGGGGUUAAUUGCAUUGAUUGCUUUUGUGAGUGCGACCAUUGCUGACAAGGGGAACCCGAACCCCCCUCCUCCGCUUUUUUAAGGCCACUCACUACCGUACAGAGCCGCCGCAACCUGGUUAUGGUAUCAUAGCUACAGUAGAAACCUAGCAUCGGAAUGGGGCCCCGCGUCAUCAGCGUCAACUCUACUCGUAUCUCGCCGGGAUACUUGUAUAUUGUUACCCCGCUGACCUAGCAUGGCCUCAAAUCUUCCCUGGAGAGGGGACGAUUCCUCCUGGAUGGGGGUAUGCCGGGAAGGCUGAGCCGGAGGAUUACAGUGGCGCUGGGGGCAUCAUGUGUGGUAAAAAAAGCUUCAACAACCGAGCGGGUGUAUGAUUUGGCUCACUCCUACCUUGUGUUUGGUGGU